Messenger RNA from Aspergillus sclerotioniger CBS 115572, 2019 nucleotides. RefSeq names its product ChAPs family protein. The transcript is spliced from 7 exons. The coding region runs from base 1 to 2019 and encodes 672 amino acids. Gene Ontology annotation, cellular component: exomer complex. The record is from RefSeq and is a predicted model, not a curated record. Gene Ontology annotation, molecular function: protein binding. Lineage: Eukaryota; Fungi; Ascomycota; Eurotiomycetes; Eurotiales; Aspergillaceae. Gene Ontology annotation, biological process: Golgi to plasma membrane transport.
AUGGUCGCGCCAGCUGUUCCCGAAAUCUAUGAGGAGGAGGACAACAUCUUCGCCGCCGUUGAUGCACGCUCCGAGUCCCUCCAGAAUCUCCGGGAAUUAGGUCCACCCGAUUUGGUUUAUCUGGUCAAGCAACCCAAGACCAACGCCCAUCACCAGACUGGCGUUUACCACCAUGUCACCGGCGUCGAUGCCUCUUCCUCCGCCAGCCUAGCCGCCUAUGUAAAUACGCUCACCUUCUCCCCGCUGGAUAAAACACACAAGGUGGUUUCGGGGAUCUAUUGCUGCUACAAUGCCUUCUCCCACCUGGAUAUGCGCGUCGAAGUCAAAAUCCCCGGUACGCUGGAAAGCUACUGCAUCGAUGAACGCGGAGAUAAGCGAGUUGCGACAGAAGCCCUCUGGCUGGAGACUUUCCUGUGCGGUAUCCUGCGAGCCUAUUCAUAUGCGGACAAUGGAAGCGGCGAUGCGAUCAGAAAGAUCGUGGGCGUGCGUCGCUUCAACCCGGUGACGAAUACGGAGAUGGAGCACAAGUUCCUGGAUGCUGCGGAGAGACUCUUUUUCUUGGGCAGACAGCUCAGCUCGGAUCCCGAAACACAAGUCCCGAAUACCGUCAGUAACCACCUUACGUCGGGCCUUCUGAAGUAUAUCCAAACAACUGGACGCUACACCUCUGGUAUCAACCUCUUCGAGAAGCUUCGCACACGAGACGUAGAGGUUUCGUCACUCCUUGCACGGGUCCUCGUCAUGGCGGACGAGGAAGUCCAAGCGGUGCGGUUGAUGUUCGACGCCUUGCAAGAUGUUCCCAUGGACUACGCCUUGCUUGACUGCCAGGCCUCGUUCUGUCAGGGCAAAGGCGAGGGAGAGAUGGCUCUGGAGUGCGCGAAGCGGGCUGUAACCGCUGCGCCCAGCGAAUUUAGCACAUGGGCACGUCUGGCCGAGGUUUACGUCGGCCUUGAGCAAUGGGACCUGGCCUUGCUGACCCUGAACUCUUGCCCCAUGUUCACGUACCAAGACAAAGACACGCCUCGCAUGCCCCAGCCAUCCCGCAUCAUGCUUCCGAUCCUCGCUGAGAGUAUGCUAGACGAGAUCGACGAGGGACAGCCGAAGCAGGGCGAUCCCCAUGACUACGUCCACCCGUCUUUGCGCAGGCUCCACGCCGCUUCCUAUCAGGGAACCUUCCUCAAGGCGUACAAUCUCCUCACCAAGAUUGCGGCUGCUAUCGGCUGGGACCAGCUUCUUAAAAUCCGCAGCGAAGUGUUUGUCAUGGAAGAGGAAUAUCGCGUUGAGCGCCAGCAAUCCACUUCGAAACCCUCGCCUUCGUCCGAGAGCAUAUCGGACGAGCCCAAUGGAAACAGCGAGCAGGAGAACGGUCCGACGCCAGAGGACGCCACAAACGGCACCGAGGAAGAGCCGGAACACUCCAUUGAGAAACCGGAGCAAUCAAUGGCGUCGGAAGUGGUCAAAUCCGGCAACGAAGACCCCGACACCUCGCACUCAGCCUACACACAGUUCCGCAACAAGCGCCUGUGCGAGAGAUGGCUCGACAACCUAUUCAUGGUCCUCUACGAAGACCUCCGCAUAUACACCAUCUGGCGCACUGAGAUGGCCCAGUACCGGCAACAGGCCAUCGAGUAUAAGAAGUCCGCGACGGAGUGGGAAAUUCUCGGCGAGUUAGCUGAGCGCCUGCAUCACUUCGACGAGGGCAUUGAAGCCUAUCAGCACUGCCUGACCAUCCGUUUCUCCCCCAAAGCCAUGCGGGGUAUUCUCAAGUUGUACGAGAAGAAGAAUGACACGAGAGGAAUGCUAGGCGCCUUGAUCCGUCUUAUCGCUUGGCAGUAUCGCUGGUACUCCGAGUUCUCCCCCGACCUCCUCUACUUGAUCCGCAAACUCAUCGAAGAUGAAGGUGCCGUCAAGGUUCGCAGUAUAGUCCAAGCGACUAAUCUUCCCCAACCCGUCCUCGACCUCACCCACCAAUACUGCCAAUUGUGUGCUACAUUCCGCAGCAGUGGCAGUGACGGCUAG